CUAAACUUGUAAUAAAAAAGAAAAAGGUAUUUUCAUGGGCUAUAAAUGGAACCAUUGCUCAUACCUCUGUGGUCUCGUGCUUAUGAACUGAAGCGAAAAACAUAAAAAACCAAUUAUUGUAAGAGCUUAUUGUUAUUGUUAUUGUUAUUGUUAUUGUUGUGCUGCACGAAAUGUCUUCUCUUUCCGAUCUCAUCAAUCUCAACCUCUGCGACUUCACCGAUAAGAUCAUUGCCGAAUACAUUUGGGUCGGUGGAUCUGGUACAGACGUCCGAAGCAAAGCCAGAACAAUUUCAGGGCCUACUAGCGAUCCCUCAAAGCUUCCAAAGUGGAAUUAUGAUGGUUCUAGCACUGGCCAAGCCCCUGGCCAAGACAGUGAAGUCAUCUUAUACCCACAAGCUAUUUUCAGGGAUCCCUUCAGAAAAGGAAACAAUAUUCUUGUGAUAUGUGAUUCAUACACACCAGCCGGAGAGGCGAUUCCGACGAACAAGAGGCAUGGGGCGGCGAAGAUCUUCAGGCAUCCUGAUGUAGUAGCUGAAGAGCCAUGGUAUGGAAUUGAGCAGGAGUAUACGCUGUUACAAAAGGAUGUUAAAUGGCCCCUGGGAUGGCCCAUUGGUGGCUUUCCUGGGCCUCAGGGGCCAUAUUACUGCGGUGCUGGGGCAGAUAAAACAUUUGGACGUGACAUUGUGGAUGCACACUACAAGGCUUGUUUAUAUGCGGGUGUCAACAUUAGCGGCAUUAACGCCGAAGUCAUGCCCGGUCAGUGGGAAUUCCAAGUUGGUCCUUCAGUGGGAAUAUCAGCAGCAGAUGAACUUUGGGUCGCUCGCUACAUUUUAGAGAGGAUUACGGAAAUGGCUGGUGUGGUUCUUUCUUUUGACCCCAAACCAAUUCAGGGCGAUUGGAAUGGAGCUGGCGCCCAUACAAACUACAGUACGAAGUCGAUGAGAAAAGAGGGAGGUUAUGAGGUGAUAAAGAAAGCAAUUGAAAAAUUGGGUGUCAGGCACAAAGAGCACAUCGCCGCCUACGGAGAAGGCAAUGAGCGUCGUCUAACUGGUCGACACGAAACAGCUGACAUCAACUCUUUCUUAUGGGGUGUUGCAAACCGAGGAGCUUCGAUUCGAGUCGGGCGAGACACUGAGAAGGCCGGGAAAGGGUAUUUCGAGGACAGAAGGCCUGCCUCUAACAUGGAUCCUUACACAGUCACUUCCAUGAUUGCAGAAACUACCAUCCUUUGGAACCCAUGAACGUUAUGACCUCACUCUCACCAUAAUCUUUUGCCCAUUCAGCUUUCUAAUUUCCAAGAGUUUUUACCCACAAUACAACUUGGUUUUUCUUCUUCUUCUUCUUCUCCCCUUUAUGUUUAGUUGCAAAAGGGAAGCUUUCACUUUUUUCUACUUUAACUUAAUAUGUUUUUCAAAUAUAAAUAAUAAAGUUAGGAUUUUAGGAAAGUGGGUUUUGUGAAGUUUUGCCAAUAAAAGAAAUGCAGUUUGUGGAUU
This is a messenger RNA of Cucumis melo (muskmelon), 1493 nucleotides long. Its product is annotated as glutamine synthetase nodule isozyme-like. Bases 171 to 1241 code for a protein of 356 amino acids. The transcript is spliced from 12 exons. Gene Ontology annotation, molecular function: glutamine synthetase activity. Gene Ontology annotation, cellular component: cytoplasm. The record is from RefSeq and is a predicted model, not a curated record. Lineage: Eukaryota; Viridiplantae; Streptophyta; Magnoliopsida; Cucurbitales; Cucurbitaceae.